UUGAAUUUUAGUGCGUUCGCGAACAGCCUUACAAAACGUUGUGCUAUGAACGGAAGCGGAUGCCAAGAGGAAAACUACAUGAGCCAAAGGCACAGUGAACGCUGAGGCAAGAGGAGAACAGAGCAAAAGAAAAGAAAACAGUGGAAAAUCUAAAAAUGUUAGCAUACUUUUUCGAGUACUCACUACUGAAGAACGUUAGUUAAUCGAAUGCUUGGCGCAUAUCAAAACGAAUCAAUGCCCAACCACAAAUAGUUCAACGGAAAAUAUGACCCAGUUCCAAGCGGGAUUAUACUUCGUGCACAUAAAGUAAUAUAUACUCUGACUGGCAAUAGAAUGCCAUAAAUGCAAUUUGCAUUUGCAUUUGCUCUGCAUUCAUGCGACAUGCGACUUGCGACAGGCGACGCGAGCAGUGAGCAACAAUAAAAUUUAACAAUUUUCAUAGCUGUACGUGAAAUGUGAAUUGCUCAACUUGUGUGCAUUUGUCGCAGUUUAGUGCAUACUACAACAAUUACAGUGGAACAUAAAUAUGUACGACAGUGAGUGCGAGUGUGUGCGUGUAAUACUUCAGUCGAGCAGCAGCCCCAAAAGUUACCCUAGCUGGCUGCUCUUUUAACCAGCACAGCUGAUUGUCAAGCGAGAGCAGCAUAGCUUUCAGCGAACAUGUUGGCUUGUUUGGUUUGAGCCAGAGAGCCAGCACCACCAGCACCAACAGCAGCAGCACCACCCUCCCCCCAGUCAACCCACCACUCUGCCAGUCAGUGAGUGAGUGAGUUUCGCCUGCUGGCUAACGUAACGGGUUUCAAGACACGCACGCCACACGACAAAGUACACGUAAUACAGCCAUAAUCAAAGGUAGCCGUAGCCAUCGCCGUCGCCGUAGCCGUAGCCCAGGUCAACAGCUCCAACUGGCACGCACGUGUGUGUCUGUGCAAUUUUAGUUAAGCAAAAAAUAUGAAGCUCUCGGACACAAUGGCGACACCGAUUGAGGAAAAGCUCGAUCAAAACUUAAAGGUGAGGUCUGGCAUGGUUCAUGUCAGCGAUGGCAAAAGCAGACCAGAGCCCCUCCGACUUAGUCUAACAAUGGAAUUGUUGACCUUGCAAAAGUUGGAAAUUGUUACGCCAACAAGCUCGCAGCACAAUGGGCCGCCAAUGGAAUCCAAGGAGCGAAUGGUGCAAAUAACGAGACAGAAACAGGGCGGCUUGGGCCUGAGCAUAAAGGGCGGCGCUGAGCAUAAGUUGCCCAUAUUAAUAUCGCGCAUCUACAAGGAUCAGGCGGCAGACAUUACAGGUCAACUGUUUGUGGGGGAUGCCAUCAUCAAGGUGAAUGGCGAAUAUAUAACGGCCUGUCCGCACGACGAUGCAGUCAACAUACUGCGCAACGCCGGCGACAUUGUUGUCCUCACUGUGAAGCACUACCGCGCCGCAACUCCGUUCCUGCAGAAGCAACUGACAAAGGAUACGCCCGAUUCCGACAACGAUGUCACCUGUGCCGAGCUAAAGGCAGACGAGGGCUACAAGUCCUCCGUGAACAGCGGCACCAUCAGCCGCAGCUGCAGUCGGCCAAUGUCAAUCUGCUCGGAGCCCGAGAAGCGCUGGACCGACGUGGUGGCAGUGCCCCUAAUGAUGGCCUAUGUCACGCGCUACAUCUACGGAACGGACAAGCUGCGUCCCAACGCCUUCGAGGUGCGCGGCCUGAACGGCGUCACCACCGGGGUCAUACACUGUGAUGAGCUGGCGAUACUCAGCCAGUGGCUCAAGCUAAUAACGGACAAUGUUGUGGGCCUAACACAUUUGCAGAUGAAGCUCUACAAUCGCAACUUUGCUGUGGGCGAGCGCAUUGAGUACAUGGGCUGGGUCAACGAGGGCGUUAUCAAUAACAAUAUCUCAUGGCAGAGCUACAAGCCCAGAUUUCUAUUGCUCAAAGGCACAGAAGUAAUGCUAUUCGAAACACCUCCGUUGAAUGUGGCUGGCAUCAGCAAGGCUCUGGUGGUCUAUAAGGUAUAUCAAACCAUGUUUCGCAUCGUCAAGGAAUCGGAGACCGUGGACAGUCGACAGCAUUGCUUCCUGUUGCAGAGCUCCGGCCACGAGCCGCGAUAUUUGAGCGUCGAGACCCGCCAAGAGCUGCUGCGCAUCGAGAACAGCUGGAACGCGGCCAUAGUGACCAGCGUUAUAAAGCUGGGGCGCAAGACUUUUGCCGUUUCACAUCACGGCAAGAGCGGCGGCCUGACACUUGACUGGCAGGCGGGCUUCUCAUUGACAGAGGGCGCCGAUGCCAGCAUGGUCUGGCAGUACAAGUUCUCACAGCUGCGCGGCUCCAGCGACGAUGGCAAAUCAAAGUUGAAGCUACAUUUCCAGGACAACGAGACGCGGGCCAUAGAAACGAAGGAAUUAGAGUGCCAGGUACUGCAGAGCUUGCUCUUUUGCAUGCACGCAUUCCUCACCGCCAAGGUGGCAUCUGUGGAUCCGGCAUUCCUGAGCUCCAUACAGCAGACCUAAGCUUGGCUCGAUACCACAUCAUGAUACGCAAAAUCAAAAGUAAUCUUUGUGUAGGCUAAGCAACUGAAAGUUGUAUUUCAAAAAUACACAUCAAUUAUAUGAGAACAUAAGUUAUUUAUCGGAUAUACAAUAUAUGCAAGCUAUAACUAUGCAUAUAUAUAAAAAUAUUUAUAUACGUGUAUGUAUUAUGCGAACGUAAGUGGAAUUAGUUAAAUUAGCUUAAAUAUUGAGUUAGAUUUGAUAUACUGAUAUAGUUACUUAAAUGUAAACAUCAACUUGCAUACACACACACACACACACACACACACACACAUAAUAUAAUAUGUAGAAGGAAACGGAAUGAUAAACUUAAUGUGAAAUC
Drosophila hydei is the source of this 2857-nucleotide messenger RNA. RefSeq names its product gamma-1-syntrophin (gene Syn2). The record is from RefSeq and is a predicted model, not a curated record. Gene Ontology annotation, cellular component: dystrophin-associated glycoprotein complex; intracellular anatomical structure. Bases 952 to 2496 code for a protein of 514 amino acids. Lineage: Eukaryota; Metazoa; Arthropoda; Insecta; Diptera; Drosophilidae. The transcript has 10 exons. Gene Ontology annotation, molecular function: structural molecule activity; protein binding.